This is a messenger RNA of Chelonoidis abingdonii (Abingdon island giant tortoise), 3323 nucleotides long. Lineage: Eukaryota; Metazoa; Chordata; Testudines; Testudinidae. The record is from RefSeq and is a predicted model, not a curated record.
GCGGGGCGGAAGUCCUUUGUUGCAGCAGCAGAGGGAGCAGCGCGGGUGGUUUCGACCUCCUCGGCCUCCGCUUCGGUCCCGCGCGGAGCCCCCGGACCCCGCUGGCCGCGCGGCGGGACUGUAAUCAGAAUACAAGAUGGCAAGUACCAGCCACAGCACAUAUGUCCUUCAGCAGCUAAAUAACCAAAGAGAGUGGGGGUUUCUCUGUGACUGCUGCAUUGCUAUUGAUGAUAUUUAUUUUCAAGCACACAAAGCGGUCUUAGCUGCCUGCAGCUCUUACUUUAGGAUGUUUUUUAUGAACCACCAACACACCACAGCGCAGUUGAAUCUCAGCAACAUGAAGAUCAGUGCUGAAUGCUUUGACCUCAUAUUACAGUUUAUGUAUUUAGGAAAAAUUAUGACUGCCCCUACCAACUUUGAGCAAUUUAAAGUGGCGAUGAACUAUCUACAGUUAUAUAAUGUGCCUGAAUGUUUAGAAGAUAUACAAGAUACAGACUCCUCUAAUUUAAAGUGUUCAUCAUCUGCUUCUAGUACGCAGAAUAGUAAAAUGAUAUUUGGUGUGAGAAUGUAUGAAGACACACUUACUAGAAAUGGCAGUGAAGUAAACAGGUGGUGUACGGAGCCACCAAGUUCAACUAUAAACACGUCCCAUAACAAAGAGCCGGAUGAAGAAGCUUUGCAUCUGGGCAGUUUCCCUGAACAACUGUUCGAUGUUUGCAAAAAAAGCACCAUGUCCAAAUUCUCCAACACAAAAGAUCGUGUGUCACAUUCACGCCGCUUUGGAAGAAGCUUUACCUGUGACAGCUGUGGGUUUAGUUUUAGCUGUGAAAAGUUACUGGAUGAGCAUGUAUUAACAUGCACUAAUAGGCAUUCAUACCAAAAUACCAGGUUUUAUGGUAUUGAAAAAAUUGACUUUAGUGAAAAAGACUCUACUUCUAAAAUACUGUCUGCACAAACAGAGAACUAUAAAGGGGAUACCAGUCAAGCAGCUGAUGACUCUUCAUCUCCAGUGUCAAAUAUAACAAGCAGAAAAAGUAGUAUAGUUGCAUCUGAGACAUCAGGUGAAGAAGGAAGUAGAGCCACUGAGAGGAAAAGGAUUAUCAUCAAGAUGGAACCAGAGGACAACCCGGAAGAUGAACUGAAAGAUUUUAACAUUAUUAAAGUGACAGAUAAAGACUGUAAUGAAUCUACUGACAAUGAUGAAUUAGAUGAUGAACAAGAAGAGCCACUUUACAGAUAUUAUGUUGCAGAAAAGAUCAAUGAAAAGAGACGUUCUCGAAAAACUCUAAAACCCCGGUUGUCUAUAGAUGAGAAUGCAAGAAAGUGUUUAAAAAACACAAGGCAUCUUAACAGGAAAGUCCCCCCAGUGCAGGAAGAUGCGGAGAAUGCUCCCUGUGAACUGUGUGGGCUAACAAUUACAGAGGAAGAUCUAUCCGCUCAUUAUUUAUCUAAACACAUAGAAAAUAUAUGUGCUUGUGGCAAAUGUGGCCAAAUAUUGGUCAAGGGUAGACAGUUACAGGAUCAUGCACAGACAUGUGGAGAACCCCAGGAUCUGACAAUGAAUGGUAUAAGAAAUGCUGAGGAAAAAAUGGACUUAGAAGAGAAUCACGAGGAACAGUCUGAAAUAAGGGAUAUGAUGUUUGCAGAGAUAUUGGAGGACUUCAGGGACAGUCACUUCCAAAUGAACAGUCUUCCAAACAAACAGUUAUAUAAGCAUUCUGCCUGUCCUUUCCGAUGUCCUAAUUGUGGUCAGCGUUUUGAAACUGAAACUCUAGUUGUUGAACAUAUGUCAAACUGCCUAGAGCAAGAUCUGUUUAAGAAUGCUAUUAUAGAAGAGAAUGAAAGAGAUCACAGACGCAAGCAUUUCUGCAAUCUUUGUGGGAAAGGAUUUUAUCAGCGUUGUCACUUACGGGAACAUUACACUGUUCAUACCAAGGAAAAACAAUUUGUUUGUCAGACAUGUGGAAAGCAGUUUUUAAGAGAACGUCAGCUGCGGCUCCACAAUGAUAUGCACAAAGGCAUGGCCAGUAGUGAAAUAGAGACAUCUAAGCUUCUGAAGAACUGAAAGAUCCAAGUUUGAAGAGGACUUAGGGGAGAAGCAGUCUGCAAAAGACUUCUUUAAACUCAGAACCACAAAUGCCAGACUUGAACUGGCACCAUCUUUGCCUUCCUGACAGACUACACCAGUUGGUAAUGGCACCAACAGCAGAGUCAAUUAGAGUGCUCAGUAAAAGCCCUUUGGGACUUGUCUCCAUAUUAUAUUAUAAAACUGACUUACUGGUGACUCUACUUGCAUCUCUGGAAAACAAACUGAAAUCUCAUCUCUAAGGGCAGACAACCAUAGGAGUCAUACGCUAGGUGUUGAAGACUACACGGAAAUGGGCUGGCAAGCCCUGCUAAUCACUUGCUGCAGUCCUUUUCUAAAAUAAAAAUUGCUAAGGUUGCCAUCAAAACCUUUAGACUUCUUAAAAAAUUUCAAACUUCAUCAAUACAAAUUACCAAUAUCUAAUUUUAAUAUAUUCAGGGCAACUACAACAAUAAAUUAAGAGUUAAAACAACAUCUAUGUUUGUUCUAGUCUGGAGAAUAAGGUAAAACCCCAAAAACUACAUGGGGCCAUGUGGAAAGAUACAACUGGCAUUGAGGCUCCCAGUCAAGAUAGGUUUCAGAGUCAAGAGAGGGACACUUUAAUUUGCCUGUUGCCUCCCUACUGCCAUCACCAAUUUCUGAUCUUGAUACUGAAGACCUGUGAGGCACAGUACUUGUAAGUGGGGGUAAAGAGAUAGUGCUGGAAUCCUAUUACAAGACUGGUGAAUUAAUGUGACAGACGGAUUGGCCGUGGACAUGAAUGUGAAAUAAUCGUCAAAGGAAACAGUAUGCACUUUGUUCUGUAUGCAAGCCUUGCGAGGCGGGCCUAAAGGAGAGAAGGAGCCAUUCAUUUUCUGACUCAAGCAUCUCAGCAUUCCUAAUAUUUCCAGCUAAAUUAAUGAGAAUAGAACACAGCAAGGCAUUCAGUGUUUAGCAUUCAGGGUUUGGACAGACUUAAAAAAAAAACAUUAAGCCUCCCCCCUACAGAUCAAAAUGGAUCAGAUUCAGACAUUUCAGUAGACUAAAAAUAUUCAUUUAGCAUUAUGUACUGCUAUAGCUUUGCAUCUCACUGAUUCUACUUGUGGCUGUAAAAAGAUGUUAUGCUUUUUUUUUUUUUAGCAAUAAUUGUUAUAUAGAGAAGUGUUUGUGCAUAUUUUUACUGAUAACUUGCAUUUGCUUACUUCUUUGACACGCUUAGCAUACUGUCUGUAUUGCUGCUUGUGCAGGCCAUGUGCCU